Strongyloides ratti is the source of this 420-nucleotide messenger RNA. RefSeq lists its product as hypothetical. Bases 1 to 420 code for a protein of 139 amino acids. Lineage: Eukaryota; Metazoa; Nematoda; Chromadorea; Rhabditida; Strongyloididae. The transcript is spliced from 2 exons. The record is from RefSeq and is a predicted model, not a curated record.
AUGGCAAAUAAUACAACAGAUAUAGCAAAAAUAGAACCAAGAGUUAAGACAGAAUCAAUUUAUUUACUUUUUGAUUUAAAAACAUGGAACAAAAAAGUAAUUCAAUUAAAUAUUAUUUUCCUACUAAGUUUAUUAUUAUAUAUUUUUUGUUUUUUUUAUGUGAUAAUUGUUAAAAAGAGUAAUGAUUAUAUUUAUGGAUAUAAACCUGAACUUGUUUAUAAAAUAAGGACUGAACCAACUGAUGAAGAUACAUAUAAUUGUAUCUUUUCACCUGAAAAACGUCUAGCUUAUUACUGUAAUGCAAAUAAAAAGAUAAUUUCUCAAUUAAAGCCUAAUCUAAACAAAGAACAAGAAGUUGCAAUAAAAAUAAAAUUUUUAAAAAAAGAAGAUGAAAAUUUGAAAACAGGAGUGGAAUUUUGA